This is a messenger RNA of Cylicocyclus nassatus, 620 nucleotides long. The record is from the annotation of a GenBank genome assembly. Lineage: Eukaryota; Metazoa; Nematoda; Chromadorea; Rhabditida; Strongylidae.
AUGAUUCGAGUCAGAGGGAUUACGAUCUUGAAUCUCAACUUUUGGGUGAAGUUCGGCUACGACAUCUUUGACGAAUUUCCCACAUCGCGCAUUGGCUUAUGGUUAUACGGAUACACGUAUUUACCAACAAAAGUUGAACCUUCAGAGAUAAAGACGGCCACUAAUUACACCGGAUUUAGAAAUCUACUAUAUUACAUGACUUACUUCUUCACUCAUGGUGCGCUGAAUACUGCAAAAGCCAUUGAUGCUUUGAAUGCUAUGUAUGACACGGAACAUCGGUUCAAUUGCUUGGUGUUUUGUACUGCUCAAUAUCGUACGACUCACCUCCCAUCGUUAAGUAGCCGCUUUGGUAAUGUCGUGGCAGUGGGCCUCAGUGGCACCAACCCAAAAGAAGUCUUACCUUGGGACGGCAGAUUAGUAUCAGUCCCUUACUACUACGAUGAGUCACAUAUUAGAGCUAUAGUUAGAGCCAUUGUAGAGCCGAAAACAACCACCAAGAAGGCGACCUCGACCACUCCAAACAGUGCGGUCCGAAUACAUUGAGAUUUUCACAAACAGAAGCUCAACUUUCAUUUUUAGCUAAAAUAUGUAAAUUGUGCCAAUUUUGUAAAUAAAUGUUU